UUAUUUUGAAAGGCCACCAUCGUUGUUUACUUCCGGGUUCGUAUCGUAGGUUAGAAGAAUGGCAUCUGGCUUCAGAUGCAUCGAGUGUAACGAAAAAGCGACGGAGUUGCACCGUGAUUACUCCAACGGAAUCCUGAAGAUCACAUUAUGCGGUUCCUGCCAGAAGCCAGUAGACAAGUACAUCGAAUACGAUCCGGUCAUCAUCCUAAUCGAUGCCGUCUUGUGCAAGACUCAGGCCUUCAGACACAUUCUGUUCAACACGAGCUGGGAUAUCCACUGGAAGCUGUGCAUGUUCUGCCUGCUGUGCGAGGCCUACCUCAGGUGGUCGCUCCGGCACAGCUGGGAGUCCAGCGACGACCCCGCUGACAUCAUCAGAUACACCAAGGAGUGGGAGUUCUACGGCAUGGUGACCUUGGCCGCGCUGGAGCUGCUGGCGUUCUGCGGCGGGGUGCUGUUUGUCCUGAGGGCGGCGGCGAUGUCGUACAGUGGGCGCAGUUACGGCGGAGGAGACGUGGAUCUCCAUCUCCUUCUGAGAGCUCUUCUGCUGUCCUGCUACGGAAAAGUCCUCCUGGUGCCCGCCGUCAUCUGGGAACACGACUUCCUGCCGCUCUGCCUCGGCUUCAUCAAAGUCUUUGUGCUCACCUCCAACAUGCAAGCCGUGAGAGUGAUCCUUAACUGCAGCAAGAGCUUGGCGUUGUGCUCCGUGUGCGUGGGCCUGCUGUCAGAGACUUUGGCGGCUCGGAUGUGUCAGACCGUAGCAGCUGCAUUUCAUUAAAUGACCCUCAUUUUUGUAAGAAUAAAAAAAAAAAGGACUUUCUGAGAUAUU
Syngnathus typhle (broad-nosed pipefish) is the source of this 826-nucleotide messenger RNA. RefSeq names its product ARV1 homolog, fatty acid homeostasis modulator (gene arv1). The coding region runs from base 59 to 775 and encodes 238 amino acids. Gene Ontology annotation, biological process: intracellular sterol transport; regulation of plasma membrane sterol distribution; sterol metabolic process. Gene Ontology annotation, cellular component: cortical endoplasmic reticulum; Golgi apparatus. The transcript has 5 exons. NCBI's taxonomy places the organism in Eukaryota, Metazoa, Chordata, Actinopteri, Syngnathiformes, Syngnathidae. The record is from RefSeq and is a predicted model, not a curated record.